This is a messenger RNA of Pisolithus orientalis, 641 nucleotides long. RefSeq lists its product as uncharacterized. The record is from RefSeq and is a predicted model, not a curated record. Lineage: Eukaryota; Fungi; Basidiomycota; Agaricomycetes; Boletales; Pisolithaceae. Bases 31 to 435 code for a protein of 134 amino acids. Gene Ontology annotation, biological process: translation. The transcript has 3 exons. Gene Ontology annotation, cellular component: large ribosomal subunit; mitochondrion. Gene Ontology annotation, molecular function: structural constituent of ribosome.
CGCCCUUUCAAUUGGAUCGUAAUAGCACCCAUGUCUCCGCUACGUUGUUGGUCGUCGUCCUUAUCAAUUAACCAUAUCCAAAGAGUCUUUUUCCGCUCGAUUGAAACGGCCGCUGCAUCCGCAUCUUCCACCGAGCCAAGAACCCACUUCAAAAUCACUCUCCGUCGUUCUGCCAUCGGUCUCGGCGAAAAGAAGAAAGAGACUCUUGUCUCCCUCGGUCUGCAUAGACGUAUGCAGACUGUCUACCAUCCACACACCCCAGAGGCUGGAGGAAAGAUAUUGAAGGUGAAGGAGCUCGUCGAGGUGGAAAACGUCCCUGCGAGUGCCGUCCGCACUCAGGAGCAGCAGCGGCAGGAGCGGAAAGCACCCAGGGGGUAUGCCGUUGCCGGUUCGAGAAUGAGAGCAUUUCAAUGGGAGAGGACGAAAUGGCAAUGACAGAUACCAUGCAGUGGGAACCAUAAUCUUCGAUCUCGACAUUCGCUGUAUCGUGCUGGAGCGUCUACUCUGUUCUUCCGCCUUGCUCGGUAUUGGUAUUGGUAGUGUCCUGUGUACUUUUUCAACUGAACAAGGCAGACCGGCAAAUUUUGACCGCAAUGCUUCGUACUUGCGCCUCUGGCUCAGUGACACGCUCGGUCCGACCU